AUGCCGACCUCUCCAGCGCCAUACCAACCAGACUCUCAUCCACAACAAUUAACACCUUCUCCUCCUUCUACUCGACCUCUGUCACCACUGGACAUCCCAGAGCUACUCGAACUCAUCUUCUCCUACAUCAACGGACAUACACUCAGGAUAUCCGUCCUUGUCUGCCGACAAUGGUAUCGCCUAAAUCAAGACCGUCUGUUCCGAGAGGUGAUUUGGGACAUCAAUUGGAAACCCUCUGCACCGAAACAAGCCCUGAAGCAAUUACCCGGUGCCGGACGAUUGGUUUUGAGCUGCAGCCAGGAAGCCCUUGAAUGGCGUGGUCCCGAUCUGCAUAAUGCCCUCCUGACCCUCCAGACACCCGCACGCCAAUGGACGACAAACUCAUCCUUGGCCUGGUAUCGAAACUCAGUAACAGCGACAACGGCGACAGAAUUUGAUAACUACAGUCUUCUUCGAGAAUUGGUGCUCACAGUGGGACUCAACUUCAAGGACACAGCGAUGGAUGUCUUGCCAUUCCCUCCAUCAUUGACCAGCCUGACCAUUCACCAAGACAUGCUGGUUUCUCUCGACAUUGGGAGAAUUCUGGCUAUUUGCCCGCUCUUGAGGACCUUGCACCUAUCAAGCAAGGUCGUGAUGGUAUUCCGAGGACCGUACACGAGUCAAGGAAAGGGUACUCUUCAAGAUCCAUUGCCGUUGCGGUCCCUGGUUCUCCAACAUCCCGCAGUCCGCCAAUCAUGGAUGGAGGACUUGCUGACGAUCACUCCCCAUCUCCAGGAACUCCAACUUAUCAACGUCAAGGGCUACAACGGCGCACCUUGGCAUAGCCCUCGGUUCCGCAACUACCUUCAGGGUCUUUCUCUCGGCCACCUCAGGCAGUUCCAUUUCUCGCAGCAUUGGAGCAGUAUCGACGAACCCGACCAAGCAGAGAUGGCUUUUGCGAUUUGCCCCCUGGCAAAGGAGCGGUCUUUUCUCUGCUAUGAUAUGACGCCGGAGAUCGUCGGCAGUUUGACAGGGCAGUCAAUCAUGUUGACGACUCUCGAGAUUCACCUGCCCUUUGACUCAUACUGUUAUCGAGAUGGCUGGAGGCGGGACACCAAUGAUCACGGAUAUCAGUACUCGGCACGACUGUUACAUCAACUUCUCUGUGAAUGCUCCAACCUUCGACACCUCAGGACGCUCAAGAUACCCUACAUGACCUAUUGGAUGGACAUUCACCACCGCCUCGGCUAUUUCUCACCCGCAGAAGGAUAUGGCCCUUCACGGUCUUCGGUAAUGGCUGUGCCUGGGAUCUGGAUCUGUCGAGGACUGGAGACAUUGGACCUGGACCUACACCUUCAUGAGCGCGCAAGAGUGCGAGGAGACUUGCAUCUGAGAAUCGCUUAUGGAUAUGUCGCCCGAGUCUGCACACACUUACAGGACCUUCGGAUUUCGUUUCCGAUCAACUGUCCCUACCCACCUGGUGAUCCAGAUUGGGGUUACAGACCGUUUGGUCUGAGCGGGGGGAUGUGUUUACUUUCGAGACUGGCGCGUUUGAAGCGUCUCAGGAUAGAGAACAGGGAUGGACCUGUCGAUUGCCAGCUCGCAGAGUUGAACUGGCUGUGUCGAUCUGGACGGAUGGAGGAGCACAGAGCGAGGAGGAGGACGAUUGUUGACGACUGGAAAGAAAUUUAUGAAAGAGAGGCUGAUGUAGAGAGUGUACGUUUGUCGGGCGUCGCCGGUUUGCCUAUAAUCUUGCUUGGAUCAGGACGUAUUGAUUUGGAGUUGAUGGAAAGUCUGAAGAACCAGGGCCUUCUUCGGGAUGUGGUAGAUGCAGUAAAAGAUAUGGACACGGAUGAGUUUGAUUGUCUACCAGAGUUGCGUCGACUUGCUUGUGGUCGUCACUUGGACCAGACACCGGAGAAGGAAAUGAGGUCGGUCUUUUAUUCUAGGCCAUCUUCAUUCGUCGUCGAAUGGCUUUCUUCAUGGGGUUGGCUUUGA
Messenger RNA from Linnemannia hyalina, 1977 nucleotides. The record is from the annotation of a GenBank genome assembly. NCBI's taxonomy places the organism in Eukaryota, Fungi, Mortierellomycota, Mortierellomycetes, Mortierellales, Mortierellaceae.